This is a messenger RNA of Heterocephalus glaber (naked mole-rat), 5732 nucleotides long. RefSeq names its product solute carrier family 35 member E2B (gene Slc35e2b). Lineage: Eukaryota; Metazoa; Chordata; Mammalia; Rodentia; Bathyergidae. The record is from RefSeq and is a predicted model, not a curated record.
CCGCGCCCGGGCCGGGCCGGGCUCGGCCGCCGCCGCGGGCCUCCCAGAGCGCGGUGCGGCGUCCCCUGCGGCCUGGCGUCCCUGCCGGGCUCGGCGGCCUCUGCCCAGGCCUCGGUCCCCUCUGUGGCCCCGGUGACCACCGCCCGGCCUGGUCCCCUGCCCCGCCCGGUGUCCGCGGACCCCGGCGUCCCCUGUCCCGCCUGGCCCUCCGACCCGAGAGGUCCGUGACCGCGGAAGAGGCCGAGCCCUAACGAACGACGCGGCCUCGCCUCGCGCCGGAAGCCGGUGCCGCGCCGUGGGGACCCUCGGGGCGGGACGAAGCUUUGGCUUGGCUUCCAUGCCUCCCUGGGGCCAUGUCCACCGGGCCUGCCCGUGUCCCCACCACUGGCAGUCGCUGUGACCCAUGCUGGCCCUGCUGAGUCGCACUCUGUCCUCCUGGUGGCAGCCUCAGCAUGGCGGAGCCCCUGGCCCCAGGGGGGAGCUCACCCGGCUCCAGCUCCGGCUCCGGCUCUGAGGUGGAGCCCAAAGGGAAGCCACUGCUCGCCUGGGUCCCCCUGCUUGGCCACCGCGGCGAGAAGAUCCUCUUUGCCAAGAGCGACGGCGGCGCUGAGGGCAGCCUGCUCACCGUCACCCUCACCGAGACCACCGUCAUCGAGUCUGACCUGGGUGUGUGGAGCUCACGGGCGCUCACCUACCUCACGCUGUGGUUCUUCUUCAGCUUCUGCACGCUGUUCCUCAACAAGUACAUCCUGUCACUGCUGGAGGGCGAGCCCAGCAUGCUAGGCGCCGUGCAGAUGCUGUCCACUACGCUCAUCGGCUGCGUCAAGACUUUCGUCCCUUGCUGCCUGCACCAGCACAAGCCGCGGCUGUCCUACCCGCCCAACUUCAUCAUGACCAUGCUCUUCGUGGGCCUCAUGAGGUUUGCGACUGUGGUCCUGGGCUUGGUCAGCCUGAAAAACGUGGCAGUGUCGUUUGCAGAGACGGUGAAGAGCUCCGCCCCCAUCUUCACGGUGAUCAUGUCGCGCAUGAUCCUGGGCGAGUACACAGGACUGCUGGUCAACCUGUCCCUCAUCCCGGUCAUGGGAGGGCUGGCGCUGUGCACCGCCACUGAGAUCAGCUUCAACAUCCUGGGCUUUUCGGCCGCACUGUCCACCAACAUCAUGGACUGUUUGCAGAACGUCUUCUCUAAGAAGCUGCUCAGCGGGGACAAGUACCGGUUCUCGGCCCCAGAGCUGCAGUUUUACACAAGUGCGGCCGCGGUGGUGAUGCUCAUCCCUGCCUGGAUCUUCUUCAUGGAUGUACCUGUGAUCGGCAGGAGCGGGAGGAGCUUCCACUACAGCCAGGAUGUGGUGCUGCUGCUACUGACAGAUGGUGCCCUGUUCCACCUGCAGAGUGUCACCGCAUAUGCCCUCAUGGGCAAGAUCUCCCCUGUGACCUUCAGUGUUGCCAGCACUGUGAAGCACGCCUUGUCCGUCUGGCUCAGCAUCAUCGUUUUUGGCAACAAGAUCACCAGCCUGUCUGCUAUUGGCACUGUCCUGGUGACAGUGGGUGUCCUGCUCUACAACAAGGCCCGGCAACACCAGCAGGAGGCCAUGCAGAGCCUGGCCAUGGCCACCAGCUGGGCCCCGGAGGAUGCUGCUGAGCCACUGCUUCCCCAGGACCCCAGGCAGCACCACUGACCCAGCCCCUGCACUCACUGUGGGGCAGACAUGUGGGCGUCUCAUGAGUGGCCACCAACUGUGAGCACUGCAGGAGGGAGCACCCAGCUCACUCUCUGGACUGCGGGCGGCUGGGACUUGAUGCCUGUGGGUGACCACUGGGCUCAGUGCCAACACGGGUUGCUCCCUACUGGGUGCCAGCAAGGAGACCCCCGAUUCGUCAUGCCAGCUACCAGAAGCGUCCACUCCUCCCAGGCCACAGCCGAGCCUGGAGGCCGGCACAGGGUCCACCUGCGGGAGCCAGGGAGCAACGCAGCCUACCUGGGAACUAGGAUCGCUCCUGCCCCACAGGGUCCCCGAGAGCCGCACCACAUGGGACACUGGCGGGGAGGGUGUGACAUCGUUCCAGGAGGGCAGCCCCACGGCUCCCUCCCCGCCUGUGUUGAUUGGAGCCCCAGCACCUGCGGCCUGUCCCUCCCCAGAUGGGAAGUCCUGCCGAGUGGGUGAUGACAGCGUCAUCUCUGCCAUUCCUCCCAUGUGGGACGCUGUGGGGGAGCUAGGGUCCCCUUGGGGCCAACCUUUCUGCUGAGACCUCACAGAGAGCUUGUCUGGCUAUCUUGCGGGUGAGAGCUUGAAAGUUGUUCAUUUGUUUGAGACACGGUCUUGCUAUGCAGUUCAGGCUGCCCUUGAACUCAUGAUGAUCCUCCUGCGUCAGCGUCCUGAGUGCUGGGAUCACAGGCGUGAGCCAGCACACCUGGCAGGACACUGAAAGUGACACUGCGUUUCAAUGAAGCGAGCACCUAUACAAAAGGUCUCUGAGCAUUCUGUGUGGCAGGUGAACCCAGUCUGCCAUCCCCACACCAGGGACCUGGACACUGCUGGCAACGCCGCCCACUCCCAGGGCCCAGGCAGCCUGGGGAAGGGGCGCUGAGCGGGCUGGUGCAUAGGCCGUGUGCCAGGCUGCGGCGUCCUUGCCCCUCCUGUCGCUGUCCCCCAGCUGUCUCUGACCCUUCUCCGUGACACCUGUGAGCCACAGCCCUGGCGCUCAUCGGCCUGCGUCUCAUUUCCUGGCCCCAUUCGCUAGCUCUGUGGCAGCCAUAGUUGGCUCGCUGGUUUUCCAGUUGGCUUCUCACCUGGAAAAUACAAAAUAGUCCGUCCUGCAGAUAAAAUCUCUCUGAAACAAAGAGCAAUAAGUACCUCUCGUUAAGUUUUACCUACUUGAAAAAUCGUGCCACGCCAAUGGAAUGAGACAAGGCCUCUGAGCCAGCAGCUGCCGUGGAAGGACACGGGCCUGCUGUGUGCCUGCGGUGUGCAGGUACAGCCACCCGCACUGGGGAGGCCUUGUCUCGCGUGACUUGGCCCAGUUUUCUUUUCCUUCCUCUCUGCUCCCCUGGAACUAAAGAAAAUGCAGGGAGGUGGUCAGGCCGGCGGGGUCCCUGUCCUCUAUUGCGAGUGUGGUUACUGCACUGCUGGUGGAGGUGAAGAGAGUGGGAAAGUGGUGGCUGCUCAAAGGGGCCUCUGCCCCUGGCCCCGCAAGCCUGGCUGUGUGGGCUUCCGGGUAUUCUGCAGGUCUCUGCCUCUGUGUGGAACAGGAAGCAGCCCAUUGUGACGUGCCCGGCCUCCACCUCACAAGUGGCUCGAAGCCUGUUUUGAUUUUCUAAAUGUGUGGGUCAGAAACGGAAAACAGAGAUUUUCCACCAUGAUUAACAAGUGAGGUAAUUUCCCACAAAGCUGCCUUUGAGCCUUUCCCUGUCCUGGGCAGGCAGACCAGGGGCCUGUACGUGGCCCAGCCUGCAUUUCGUCCCUUUGGCCUCAGCACAGCUCAGAUGCGGCCUGAGUCCCAGCAGUGGUCUGCAUGUUCCUAGGACAGCUGCAAACCUGUGGCCAGGCCUGGUCGUCCACUUAUGACUGUGCAGAUGCAAUAUUUUCUAUUAACUUUGUGUACUCCUUUUAUAGCACUGUCCUCAGCAAGCCGUUACAGAUGUUCGUGUAGAAAUGCUGAUGCUGGCUGGCGUUUCUUUUUUUUUUUUUUUUUUGGUACCGGGGAUUGAACUCGGGUCCUUGCGCUUGCACAGCAGGUGGCAAAACCACUGAGCUAAAUCCCCGGCCCCUGGGUGUCGUUUCUUACAUUGGGUUGAUUCCUCCUGCAUCCAUGUCGUUGUCUGGACCUUGUACACAGCUCACUUGAAAGACUCCCUGAGUUGGAGCAUCUGCUUCCUUAUCCCAGGCUUGGAGAUGAACAGACUUUGAAUUUCAGAAGACUUCCCGGGACUGGUAGUGUAGCACAGUGGUGGAGCACGUGCCUCGAAUCCCAACCCCAGGUUCCACCCCCAGUACUGAAAACAAAAACCUUCUACUACUGAACAGCAUAAAAAGCUUUUAAAAAACCUGAUAGUCAUAAUUUCCUGUGUAUCAGCAUUAAAAUCAUCUGCCUGCCUGGAACAUUGAGAAUUCUCUUGCACAAUCCAAAAUGUGUCUUUCAUUUGAGAAAGUAAACACAAUGAAUCAGAGACAACUUUUUUACAAAGCUAUACAAAGAAUGUCAACCAACUAGCACUCUGCUUUAUAGCAUAUCUUUAAGAUAUUUGCCACAAAAUUGGGGGCUUUACCUUCCUGCUUCUCUGAUGGGCACAUACAUGGGCCAGUGUGGAGAGCAGACACACAACACAGCUUUCUGCAUCUGUCCGAGUGACAUUCUUCUAAGGCCUGGAAGUAUUUGGACCGUUUCCCUGGGUGGGGAAAAAAAUUAACAAGGAUGUUACAGACAGAAAUCCUCUCUAUUUUGUCUUUGACCAACUUUUUUUUUUUUUGUACCAGGGAUCAAACUCAGGACCUUGGACUUUUGAGGCAGGCGGUGGCACCACUGAGCUAAAUCUCUGGCCCAAACCAACAUUCUGUUCGAGGCUUUGGUCUUACAAUACACGUGGCUUGGUAGGGGCCUCCUCAAUUUUUUUUCUUCUUCUUUUUUGUGGUGCUAGGGACCAAACCCAGUGCCUCAUACAUGCUAGGUAAGCACUCUACCACUGGCUACACUACCGGCACUUUUUUUUUUUUUUGUACCGGGGAUUGAACUCCGGACCUUGCGCUGGCGAGGCAGGCGCCGGAACCACUGAGCUAAAUCCCCAGCCUGGCACUUUUUUUCCUUCAGUACCAAGGAUUGAACCCAAGCUUAGCUCAUUCCCAGCAAGGGAUGGGUGCUUGCUAAAUUACCCAAGUGGGACUCAAACUUGCAAUCUUCCUGCUUCAGCCUCCCUCAGUGCUAUGAUUAUAAGGUUGUGCCACCACUCCUGGCUUGCUGGCAUAUUUUCUUACUUUAUAAAUACCAACGUACCAGCUCCCCUAAUGAAUUAGGCUGGAUCUCUCCUAGACAAGGAGCAAAGAGCAGAUGGCUGAGGUCCUGCUGACCAAGGGUUGGCUGUUCCCCUUGAAGCUCAGAGUGGGGAAACUAACUUUGCAGGCUCUGAAGUAUUUCAUCUGGGCUUUCUGGGCUGUGAUUCUGAAUUUGCUGUUGGACUCUUGCUCAGAUGUCCAAAUUCAGUUCGAAAGUAUUCCAACUAGCCAAGUCAUAUUUGUCCUUUUGUUUUUAGUUUUCAUUUUGGGGGGUUUUUUGUGUGUUUUUGUUUGGUACCGGGGAUCGAACUCUGGUCCUUGUACUUGUGCAGCAGGCGGCAAAACCACUGAGCUAAAUCCUCGGCCCUAGUUUUCAUCUUUUGAAAAAUGCAUUCCAUUCAUUUGCAAUUUCUGGGCUGUUUGCUGAUAGAUUUGUGAGUCUGCACCUGCCCAAGAUGUUUGUAGAUGCCACUUCUAGAGGGCUACAGACGUGGUUGCAUUCCUGCAUUGGGAAACUUGAAAGUCGUAUCGAUAAAUCUACAUCAGAGCCAAAUCAUAUUUGCUUUAUACCAAACCUGUGGAGAACUAAAAAUAUGUCACACAAAAUAUUUGUAGUGUUUUCUGUCACCUGUUUCAGUAUUGACAUAAGUAGAUUAAUGCUUCCUAAAAAAUGGUUCAUUAAAUAAUUUAGUGAGCUUCUGUUAUUUGUACUGUGGUAAUAAAUUUCUGCUGUCAUUAAUCCCA